This is a messenger RNA of Sorex araneus (European shrew), 981 nucleotides long. Its product is annotated as olfactory receptor 51G1-like. The coding region runs from base 1 to 981 and encodes 326 amino acids. Lineage: Eukaryota; Metazoa; Chordata; Mammalia; Eulipotyphla; Soricidae. Gene Ontology annotation, molecular function: olfactory receptor activity; G protein-coupled receptor activity. Gene Ontology annotation, cellular component: membrane. The transcript has a single exon. The record is from RefSeq and is a predicted model, not a curated record. Gene Ontology annotation, biological process: G protein-coupled receptor signaling pathway.
AUGGUUUCUUGGGACAGCCUUGUUGGAAGCACUAAUUCUUCUAUUGAAUCAUCUACUUUAUUCUUCCUCACUGGGAUUCCUGGCUAUGAGAAUGUUCAUCACCUUAUUUCCAUCCCCUUUUGUGUUCUAUACUUGAUUGGAAUUGUGGGCAACUGUACAAUUCUGCAUGUCAUCCACACUGAUAAGAGUCUCCAUGAGCCCAUGUACUACUUCCUGUCCAUGCUGUCCAUCACUGACAUGGGCAUGUCUAUUUCUACCCUACCCACUGUGCUGAGAGUCUUUUGGCUUGAUGCUAGGGAGAUUGAGAUGAAUAUCUGUAUAUUCCAGAUGUAUUUUAUUCACACCUUUUCUCUGAUGGAGUCAGCUGUGCUCCUAGCCAUGGCAUUUGAUCGGUAUGUUGCCAUAUGUGAUCCCUUGAGAUAUUCCAGCAAACUCACUCCACAGCGCAUAAUCUACAUAGGGGUUCUCAUUAUAAUCAGAUGCUCUAUUGCCCCUCCUGUGAUUCUUGUUCGUAUUCCUACAUUUUCCUUUUGUCGUUCCCAUAAUCUCUCCCACUCUUUCUGUUUGCAUCAAGAUAUCAUUCGGUUAGCCUGCUCUGAUAUUUCCUUCAACAUUUUAUUUGGCUUGUUUGUUGUUGUAUUCUAUUUCGGUAUAGAUUCUCUAGGAAUCUUUGUAUCUUAUGCUUUUAUCCUUCGCUCAGUGCUAGGCAUUGCAUCUAAGGGAGGGAAGCUCAAAGCUCUUAAUACAUGUGCCUCCCACAUUUGUGCUGUGCUCAUUCUAUAUGUGCCAAUGAUAGGGCUUUCAUUAGUACAUCGCUAUGCAAAGCAUUCCUCCCCCAUCAUUCACAUAACAAUGGCCAAUAUUUACCUAUUAGUUCCACCAGUACUAAAUCCAAUUAUUUAUAGUGUUAAGACAAAGCAGAUCCACCAAGGAUUCUUAAAGAUAUUAUCAGUUAAAACUUUGGGGCUCACUCAUACUUAG